Messenger RNA from Leptosia nina, 1500 nucleotides. The record is from the annotation of a GenBank genome assembly. NCBI's taxonomy places the organism in Eukaryota, Metazoa, Arthropoda, Insecta, Lepidoptera, Pieridae.
AUGGUAGUAUCGGUGUCGACUUUGGGCACCGCAGUGUGGGUAAAAGCUUGGAAUAGCGAAGAGAGCGACGGGGAGGGUGGUCUUGGAAACUUGAACCGUUUGAUUGUCCGUCCACCUGGUCACAGCGGUAAAGCGAAACGUGGACACCUGUGUUUUGACGCGGCAUAUGAGUGUGGGAACCUCGGCAGAGCUGACCAUAUCACAGAACUUGAAUAUGAUUUGUUCAUAAGGCCUGAUACGUGUCGACCACGUUCGAGGUUUUGGUUUAAUUUUACGGUCGAGAACGUUAAACAGGACCAGCAAAAGCGUCGAAUAGAUCUAAUAACGAUUGGGGAUUUUAAAUUGAAAGAAACCCUAGAACAAAGAGAAGAAGCAAUAACAAGAGGUAAAACUGGUGACGCGAAGAAACGUGUAGUACUAAUAUUAUCAAGGUCUCAUGGCGGAGAGCCACCGGCGUCCUAUAUGUGUCAAGGUUUUCUGGACUAUCUGCUUAGUUCAUCAGAAAAAGCGUUGGCUCUCCGAAAUGGUAUUGUAAUACAGGUCGUUCCAAUGCUGAAUCCUGAUGGGGUAUUUCUCGGGAACCACCGUUCCGACCUCCUUGGCUCAGAUUUAAACCGAUGUUGGAACAGGGCAACAUCCUACGCCCACCCAGCCCUUAUUGCCGUUAAUGAUCUUAUCAAAAAAAUUACUGCUGAAAAGGGCCUGCAGCUUGACUUUAUUAUAGAUUUACACGCAGAUGUAAGUCAUGAAGGCGUUUUUGUUCGUGGUAAUUCAUACGAUGAUGUUUACCGGUUUGAACGUCACGCUGUACUACCAAAAUUCUUGGCCAUGCGAGUGGAAGCUUGGAAAACCGAAUCAUGCUUAUAUAACACGGAUGCGUUAUCAUUAGGAAGUGCUAGACGUUCUUUGCCUUCUGGAGCGGUGGAUGCGUAUACUGUUUUAGCAUCUAUGGGUGGACGACGGCUGAGCUCUAGGGGACCUUACAUGCAUUUCACAGAAGACGCUUAUGCUAAAAUCGGCAGAUCUCUAGCAAAAGCCCUGUGCGACUACUAUCGACACAUUGGGGUUAUUCCACAACGCAUUAGCGCACCAUCUAAGAAAAAGGAACUUUCUAACCGGCGAAGACGGAAACGACCGCCAUCCCAGAGACAAAGGUCGCCCAGUUCUUCCCCGGAACGUCGUGUGCUUGCAACUAGAAUGCUUUCGCCCCCGCUACCAAUAGCAUCACCACCGUUACUACGAGCUCUGCCACCAAGAACCGCACGAAAUAUAUCCACACGUGCCAGACCCAAAACGGUGUAUAUCAAUAACGACACAUUGCCUAUUAUACAGGGAACAGCAGUAAGGACCCCGCGGUUAGCUGUCGUAGAUUUCAGCGCAUACAUUCAAACACCGACGGGUCAUGUAAGGUAUGCCCCGAAAACAGCAAGACCCCCACGACCAAGCCACGCGAGGUUCACUAGCGAUGAGUAUGACACUCAUGACAGUGAUUCCAAUUAA